Molecule: messenger RNA, 1739 nt
Organism: Sander lucioperca (pikeperch)
Lineage: Eukaryota; Metazoa; Chordata; Actinopteri; Perciformes; Percidae
Product: adenosine receptor A3-like
Exons: 2
Coding region: 207-1187 (326 amino acids)
Biological process (GO): G protein-coupled adenosine receptor signaling pathway
Cellular component (GO): dendrite; synapse; membrane
Molecular function (GO): G protein-coupled adenosine receptor activity
Source: RefSeq, a predicted model, not a curated record
UAGACAUGUACACUUAUAUAAGCCUGCAAAAAUCCACAUAGCAUGCAGCAAAAGUAUCUUAGUUUCAUCACAACUUUGAAGAACAAAGCGAGUGGGCAAUGACUUCCGUAACGAUGAUAACAUAAAGGCUCAGACACAGCACAGCACAAAAAGGCUCAGACUCACAUUCAGACACGUUACACCAUUCACCACCAAACAUUAGCCAGAUGGAAAGCACAAUGGCUGUGGAAGAAGUCAUCUACACAUUUUUUGAGGUGAUUAUUGCUGUUUGCUGCUGUCUUGGUAACAUGUUGGUUAUUUUGGCACUGUGGACCAGUAAAAGCAUUCAACAGCCCACCUUCUACCUUGUUGUCAGUCUGGCUGUGGCUGACUUUAUGGUUGGCUGCGUGACCAUACCGCUGGCUGUGGUAGUUGACGGACGAGUGAAGACUUCUUUCUACGGCUGUCUUUUCAACAGCUGUGUGCGCAUGCUGUUGAGCCAAGUCUCAGUUUUGUCUCUUGCGGCUAUUGCUGUGGACCGCUUCCUCCGGGUAUAUGUCCCCCUCAGGUACAAAAGGACUGGUACACGGAGACAUUGUUGGCUUGUUGUAGCAGCAUGUUGGCUUGUUUCAAUACCACUGAGCUUUGCUCCCACGCUUGGAUGGUACAACCAUGAAACCUGGUCUAAGUCAGUUAACUCUACUAUUGUUUGCAGGUUUGUAGAUGUGAUCCCCAUGUCAUACCUGGUUUACUUUAGAUUCUUAGUUUGCUCCCUGAUACCUCUGUUGGUGAUGACUGUAUUGUACGGCUACAUUUUCUGGAUAAUCCGAGGAAACCUUCGAGACAAACCAGGCAACGGUGCCCAAGAACAGUCUCAGAUCUACCUAAAGAAAGAAAAACAGCUGGCAGGAUCUCUGUCUCUGGUUGUGGCUCUGUUUGCCCUGUUUUGGUUCCCACUCCAAAUUAUGAACUGCAUAUUUUACUUUUGGCCAGAUUAUCUACCAGUAAAAGUUUUCUAUGUUGGCAUCCCGUUAUAUCAUGCUAACUCAGCUGUAAACCCACUUGUGUAUGCGUUUAAAAUUCAAAAGAUCAAGACAGCCUACCUGAAGCUGUGGAGACGAUAUAUUGCAUGUGGAGAAGAAAUUCAAGGAUCUCAGACAACCCAGUCGACUGACAACAAUCUCAAUAGGGUGGCCAACAAUGAGUGAAAGAAGAUUCGUGUUUGUUUGUUUGCUUCUUUGUUCUUAAAGUUCAGGUUUUGGCUGUUGAGCAUAAUUAAACAUUGUAAACCAUAUUAUAUUAGAUGUGGGUGAACAUGUGGGUGAUUGUUGCAAAUAACUGUCACUGUCAAGGAAAGGGCAACUUUCACUGUCCUACAAGCUUUAGUUUCAUUAUCACUGUUGUGCUUCUGGUUGUAUUGAAGUUCCAGUUCUUUAUGUCAAUUUCACAGGAAGCACACACGGUGUUGGAAAUUACCUUCUCUAUUUUUGAAAAAUUAUUUAACUUUUAUGACACAAGAAAGAUAAAUUGGGACAUCUUAAGCAUUAUUGUCAUUGUCAUCAUUACUUUGGGAACAUUGAUUUUAUGGCAUGUAGUCGUUUAUACCUCACUAGAAAAAUAGAAACCCAUGUGUAAUGUUCUAUAGUCAAACAGCCCUGUAAGAGAACUCUUUAGAACUUCAGACCAUAUUUCAAUCAAGAGAGACUUGUUUGCAGAAAUGCAAAGGUUUAUUGUACAAAAGCAUAAUAAAGUGUACAGAG